GGCGGGCGGUGGGGGAGACGGUUAUUGAUGGCCGAGUGGCCCGACUUUACACGCCUAAAAUCGUAGGAGGAAGGGAGGCAUUUCCUAAGAAAGAAAGAUGUUGUCAAGGAAAUGGAGCAAUGAGUUUUUAUUUCAACCUAGUAAGAAUCUAAAGAGGUCGAAGAGAUGAAGUAUGGUCGAUAAGAAGCUCAGGAGGUACGAUGAGUUCUGAGCUUGCAAUAAAGUUUAUGGCCAAUUGUUUCUGUGGUGCAUCAUCCAAAGAGAAGGAGAGCCUCGGAUGCUAUGUGGUGGGGGCUGGGUAGCCAGUUCCGGGAGGGAGGAGAGACUGAGGAUUGAUGGAUGGAUUGAUUGCCUGGAAAACACUGGUACCAAAGUUUAACUGGGUUACAACACAGCACGACCGAUCAGCAACAGGAUCGCAGACUUAACGAGCAGGUGGAGGACGAUACCAGGAGUCUGGUGCGUGGGCACAGACUUAAAAAUUGAAGUUGCUAUCCUUUAAACAGGGGAGACCUGUUGACAUGUUCCACCCGGAAAAUGAUGAAGGGUGUGAAAAUCAAGCGUAUUACCAUUCGGAAACACUGGAAAUGGACAGAAGGCCACAGGACUGGACGUUAGGUUACCAUUCCCGGUCUCCAGUACAGCCUCCGUACCAACUGCCUCCAUAUGAUUCACCAGAACUUCAGAGACGAUGGAACCAGCCACAGAUUAUACCGAUGAUAUCGAUCAGGCGAGAGCGUGAUGCUGCGAGCCCACGAGUCACUCGUAUGAAUCUGUAUGAAGACGAGGACAGAUACGUUAACCCGGGGUUUGAGCCCAUUCUGGAUGAUUUUGGAAGCUCUUCUUCAAGUACCUAUGAUGGAUACAAUGAGAGAGGAAGAUCCUUCCUUCCAGGCAGUGACACAGAUACAGAAACGUCAAGCAGAUCACAAGAUCGAAAACGAAGGCGCAGAAGCCUCGGUAACUCUAUUCAAGUCGGAUCCUUUGGUGGCUUAAGCUUAACCCGGUUUUCGUUUAAAAAACAUGAAGUCACCGAAGAAGAAAAAACAGCCAAACUUCAGAUUAUUUCGGAGCUGUUGAGCAUGUCACCCAAUGACAGAAUGAGGGCAAUCCAACAGUUAACGUUGUGCAUGAACGAGAAACGGCAGAUCAGGGCAAGUUCAUUUCCAGAGAAAAACCAACCAACAGAUCAAGUAGAGAACAUGAUAAAUGCUGGCACACAAUUCCUCUACAAUACACUAAUUGCCUUGAAACGCUUUCAUGAAAUCAUGUCGGAGACUAUUAAAUCAAUCCACCCCUGGCAGAGAUCCCUGAAAGUAAUCGGUGGGAAGUUUGGAACGAGCGUACUCUCCUACUUCACUUUCCUGAAGUGGCUGCUUAUGUUCAAUAUCUUGUCGUUCCUGAUUAACUUCAGCUUCAUUACCAUCCCACAGUCCUUUGAACACAAGCCCAACCACUUUGUGUUUACGGGCCUGGAUCUGCUGACUGGUGCAGGUUACUUUAGAGAAACUGUCUUUUAUUAUGGCUUUUAUUCCAAUACCACUAUUCAAAGGAACAGCAGUGCACCUGAAUAUGAUAUGCAAAUUGCUUACUUCCUGACAAUUGCAUGUUAUAUGGUGUUGUGUUUUCUGAGCUUGGUUUACAGCAUGUCAAAGAGCUUCAAUGAAAACUGUAUUGGUGUUGGAAUCAUUGCUGGUGCAGCAGCCAGGCUCCUCUGCUGCUGGGACUUCAACAUAACCAACGAAAGAACGGUAGCACUGAAGAAGAGGAGCCUUAGUACGCACUUGAAAGAACUUAUCUCGGAGAAAUUACACUACAAGCGGCAGCUAUCAAAAAAGCAGAGAGUAUUACGGAUCAUUAUUCAUUUGAUAGCGUGGAUCGUUUCCAUAAGCACUACAAUUCUUUGUUGUUAUCUUAUCCAUACAUUUUCCUCCAGAAAUUUUCAGAGGCUCAAGCGUUUCUUAAACAAACCCAAAAAGAUCAUCUGUUUAGAGUAUCUGGGGACCAACGAGGAAUAUCAUUCUUGGUACCAGUGGUUAGUUCACAAAAUGGAGAAACAUUACGGUUCAGCUAUGGAUGAUAAUGAUUCUUUACAGCGAAACCUUUCAGUGGCAGGUAUAUCAACAAUACUGCCCCAAAGAUCUAAAAUAUGGGCUGUUUUAACAAAAGAACUCAGUGGUGUUAAAUUUCACAAUGAAGCAUCAACAUUGCUGUUGCCUUUUUUAGUGGCAGUCAUCAAUCUGUUUGUGCCGUUAUUGUUCUCUUUUAUUGGCUUUGUGGAAAGAUUCAAAUACCCACGACAUGAGAUAUACGCUCUCAUUAUAAGGAACGUUAUGCUGAGAAUGUCAAUAAUUGUGGUUUUAUGUUACUACUGGUUGGAAGUAGUAGCUAACCACUUAGAGUGUUGGGAAACAUUUGUAGGCGAGGAUCUGUAUAGGCUUGUGGUGAUGGAUUUUAUCUUCUCACUCUUGGGAUCCUUUUUUGGAGAGUUCAUCCUAAGUGUCAUGGGGACUCAUUGCUGCAAAAGACUUGGCGUUCCAGAAUUUGACAUUGCAAGGAAUGUGCUGGGUUUAAUCUAUGCGCAAAUUCUGGCAUGGAUUGGAAUGUUUUUUGCACCUCUCUUACCAGCAAUACAGGUCAUCAAGUUCUUUGUAAUAUUUCACGUUAAAAAGGUUAGUCUAAUGAUGAACUGCCAGCCUCCUCGCAAGGUGUGGCGAGCUUCCCACAUGACAACAAUCUUUAUCUUCCUGCUGCUCUUUCCUGGUUUCGUUGGUGUCCUUACCUUGUUGGGAAUAGUUGUGUGGAAAAAAAAAUCUUCUGAGACCUGUGGGCCCUUUAGAGGAGUGCGCGCACCCUAUGAAUCAAUUUCCAGCUUUAUUGACCGACUAGAAGAAAAUUAUUCUGAACUCACGUGGUUUGUAUGGAUAUACAAAAAUUUGUUAGAGAAUUCAUUGUUCUUCUUCCUCCUGUCAACGAUGGUGCUUGCUGCGAUCUAUCUGUACUUACAAAUUAUAGACGGACGGAGAGUGAUGGUGGGACUCCUACAGGAGCAAAUUGCUCAUGAAGGAAAAGACAAAGCAUUUCUGCUGGGUAAGCUCAGUGCAUUACAAACCAGCAAGGAAGAGAGUGAGAUUGAACCACGGAAAUCAAGCCCUGAGCCUCCUUCGUCAUCACAUUAUGGAGCACCAGGAAGGUCAGCCUACCACAGGCGCAAGCAGAGAGCCUUCAGUGACUUCAAGAGGAGUAACAAAAUACAUCCAGUAUCUCAUGGAAACUCUACCAUCAGCGAUUACAGUGAAGAGUUGGAUAUGAUCAAUGAUUUUGAAAUGGACCGAGAACAACCACAAAAUCACUCAGGUGUAAGAAAUGGGGCUCCUAAUGCUCUUGCACUGGUCUUAUCUGCCAGGCAACAAGCAGAAGAGGAAAUGGACAUGGACUAUUAACCACUCUCGUAUAUGAGCAUCUGAAUGUCACAAGAUUUUCCCCUUCGUUGUUUUCAAGUUGUCUGCUGGUUUCAAUAACAAAUAAUGCAAAUACAUUUUUAUCCCAUUUGAAAACCUUUCUCCUACUCCGAAUUAAUGCCUGAAUGAUGUUAGAAACCAGAAUUAGACUCAGACGAAGUGUGUCUAUUUUGUACCUAAUGUAAUUAUAAUGCAAUGUCUCAGAUUGUUUAUUCCUAAAGAGAUUAUUUAAAUUUAUUUUAACAAAAUAACAUUUCAAAGAUAACAUGUAAAAUUGCUUGAAUAAAAAUCUUUGAAAUUUCUGAACAGGAAACUUGUCAUUAAUCUCCAUUCGGUAAAGUUUUAGCGGUUUUACACAGAUUUCCAUACUGCACACCGUGAAUGGAGUUGCAAAUGUUAUUCAGAGGGCUGUUGAAUUCUGCACCGUGGCCAGUCUGUCUUGUUACAGCUAUUUAAAUCAAACAUUCUUAGUCAUUCCAGACUUAUUUGCUGAAAUAUAUAGAAUGGCUGUUUGCAGAUUGUACAAUAUACAAAAGAUGUUCAUCAUCAAAGCACAAAUACACUGUUAUCACUGGCAUCUCAAUCACAUUCAACAAAAAUAAGUUUGGUACAUAUUUAACUAGCAGGAUAGUAAUCUUAGCAAUUAAUGACUUAAACAAUAAAAUACAUUACUGGCUUCAUCUUUAUUGAAUCAGAAUCUUCUCAAUUGCACAUUCUGCUUGUAAGUCUUCUCGGUUAAGAGUAACGCAAUAAGUUUACUAAAACAUACAAUAUUCUCUGUAAAUAAUUUAAAGAAAUUGACAUUGCCUUUAUCGAGAAACCUAAUACAAAAGCAGUUGAAGAGAAUCCCUUCAAUCCUUAUUCUGGUAAAUAACCAAUUAAGCACCAGUUACAGUAAUUUUCCCCAGCAAACUACUUGCUCUUAUGCAAUGAUAGUAUUUUCCCUGCCUUCAUCAGUGGAUUGUAAACAGAACUAGGCUCCUAGUCACAGACCCAUGGAUU
This is a messenger RNA of Callorhinchus milii (elephant shark), 4463 nucleotides long. It is a transcript of the gene tmc5, whose product is annotated as transmembrane channel like 5. The record is from RefSeq and is a predicted model, not a curated record. The transcript has 27 exons. Lineage: Eukaryota; Metazoa; Chordata; Chondrichthyes; Chimaeriformes; Callorhinchidae. Gene Ontology annotation, molecular function: mechanosensitive monoatomic ion channel activity. The coding region runs from base 522 to 3443 and encodes 973 amino acids. Gene Ontology annotation, cellular component: plasma membrane.